AUUUCAACCAGUUUUACCAACCGACUUGAUUUUUUCGCCAGGGAUUAGGGAAGAUGUUGGGCGGCUGAAGAAGAGAAGGAUGUGAGCCUCGCGUCAGUUGGGUUCAACACGCUAGAACAGGAUCGCUCUGAUUUUUCCAUGGAAAAGCAAAGAGUCAGGACACAUAGCCUGUGGUCAAUCAACGGCAAUUGACGCCUGACCGACUUCUCCGGGGAGGGAGGAAACCGACUGCGAGAAAACGAAGAAACCAUCGUCAGCAAUCAUGCCUGCCCCACCUCCGCCGCCUCCCAGCCUUCCAGAGGCCCCAUCCAGGGACAAAACUGCCGACAAUCGCCAGUCCGAGUCCCUUCCGCCCUGGGCCAAGAUUACGCUGACUUCAGCCGAGGCUGAGAUUGAGAAACUCAUAUCCAGAAACGAGCUCAAGGAUGCCGAAGUCACCUACUUUUGCCAGGUUGAACCGAUCCUGCAGGACGGACCUCAAUGCGGCCUCGUUGCACUAGCGAUGGCGUCGCAAGAGUACACCAAGCCAGUCUCGGUUACGCAGCUGCUAGCGGAGGCCAGAGUGAGGGGCUUUACGCAGCACGGAGAAGUCUACAGCGUCGACUACAUGGGAACACUGGCGGCUGAAUACCUGCCCGAACACAGGCCUGAUAUUCUGAUAGAUUUGCAGACUUGUCCAGAUUCGUUGACGCACGCACUCGCCCACGGAGCGAUGGUCCUCAUUCCGUACGAUUCGGACUUCAAUCACGCUCCGUGUUUAAAAAGGGGACACAAAGCGCACUGGGCGUUGCUGGUGGGUCUUAUUUCGUCGAGACAAGGCUAUCACGUCCUGGCCCGCCACGGCAAGUCUCGUCAUCUAGCCUGCUGGCCUCUGCGGGAUCUGAUCGAGAGCAACGGGAACUUGGAGGAGGAAGGUGCCGCCAGGCACGCCGGAGGCUACGUCGUGCCCAAAGGCGGUGUCGGAGGACAAAGAGGUCUGCGUGGCAGAGCGCUGGCCCUUCAUCCGUACAUCUAGACAUACAUGGUGGAGGAUAAACGGCAGGAAGUCCAACAUCUGCGGGGAGUCGAUUAUAAAUCCCAAAGAAUAAUGUAAUUUUUACAGAAAUUUUAAAAUCGUGUGAGCCAGAGAGAAAGGAAAAUAAGUCGAGAAGUAUCUAUGAUCACGGCGAUAAAGUGAUGGAAAUAAAAAUGGCAAUCAGCACUACGAAUAAACUCGCGAAAAGAGUGAAUUAGAAACACAAGAAACGUUGAAGAACAACGCGAUCCAUUGUAAGCUGUUUAAGAUCUUCGUCGUCUAAAUUGAAAACUUCAGAUUCGGAAUUUUCAUUUUCUCCUUUUUCUCAUACGGUUUCUUUGGAUUUAGCAAUUUCUCUACUACAUGUCGAUCGAUGACAUAUACUUGCGAUAUAAAAUGAAUCUGAAUCGUCUAGAUCAAACAUGCGAAUGUCGCAUGAAAUGAUGAAAAAUUGAGCAAAAAAAAAAAAAAAGAAACUAUUAUAAUUAGGUAGGCAGAUUAUCAAAAUGAUUAUGCAUCAUUGUAUGAAAAUAAUACGAUCAAAAAUCCGAAUCGUGAAAAAGUUCGGUUCAGCUUUUUACGGAAUCAUAGUAAAAAUACCACUAAAAAUUUAUCAUAUUAUUUAUGUAACGAAUAUUUAAAUUAUCAAAUGUAAAUUCGAUUAUUUAUCAUUGGUUAAGUUUGCGUCCCUCCAAAGAGAUGAAAGAACAUUUAACGCCAAAAAACAGAACAUAGCUCGUUAAGUAUGGGCACUAGUUUAGUAAGAAUCGUGAAUAUCGAACAAAUACCUAGUUAAGUAUGUAAAUUCGUUUAAAUGUUAAAUUGUUUUUUGUUCUAUGUUGUUAUUUUAAAAACGUUUUCUUUUCUUUUCUUUUCACUUACGUUGUUUCUGUUCCGAAAUUCGCUACCAUUGUUAAAUUCG
This is a messenger RNA of Diprion similis, 1937 nucleotides long. Its product is annotated as UPF0692 protein CG33108. The record is from RefSeq and is a predicted model, not a curated record. The transcript has 4 exons. Lineage: Eukaryota; Metazoa; Arthropoda; Insecta; Hymenoptera; Diprionidae. Bases 263 to 1015 code for a protein of 250 amino acids.